UUGUAAUUGCAACUGCAACUGCAACAGCAACAACAACUACAAUAAUAUUAACAACAUCAACAACAACAACAAAGAUAACGACGCCGACGACUACGAGGACAACCAUAGCAACAAAUUCACGAUGAAACUGUGGAAAUCAAAAAAGCCCAUUGGCUGCGUGCCCGGCAAGUCAAGCGCACUCAAACAGGAGCAGGAGCAAGCGUCCAAGCAACAACAACAACAGCAACAGCAACAACAACAGCAGCAGCAGCAGCAACAGGAGAGCAAUGGCAUUGCGCUGGCGCCCAUGCUAUCCGUUGACCGCGCCAUGAGUCCCGCACAGUCCGAAGACUCUGGACUGGCACCGGAACGUGGCACGACCUAUGCAACAAUUACACUGCCACGCAAUGCCCUCAACUUGGCUAUCACAUUUGCAGAACGCAAUGAUCUAUCAUAUCCACCUGUUAUUGGCGCUCUCAACCCAGUGGGUCACGCUGCCGAUUUCUUGGCGCCAGGCGAUCGUCUACAUCAGAUCGAUGGCAUUUCAACGAUUGGCCUGAGCAAUCAAAAGAUUAUGAGCCUGCUGUGCGCAAAUGGGGCCGAUGUCGGCCCCGCUAUUGUGGAGAUCGAAUACUCGCUGCCCGAGUACACAGUUUCCCAAAAUAGUCUCUAUGUUACCUCGAAACUGGCGCAAAUCACAGUGGAGCGGGAGAGCGGCUGUCUGGGUCUGACGUUGCGCGGGGGCGCAGACUAUCCCCUGAUUGUAACACACGUGCGUCCGCACGGUCCCGUCUACAAAACGGGACGCAUAAAGCCCGGUGAUCGAUUGCUGCGAGUCGAUAAUGUCUCACUCAUUGGUAAGACGCUGGCAGAGGCGCAGCAGAUCAUCAAAUGCGGUGGCCAUGUCUCGGGCUAUACGAAUCUUACCAUCGAGUACGAUGUCUCUGUGGUGCAGAGUGUCGAGUUCUCGAUGGGGCCCCUGCUCAUUGAAAUCGAGCGGCCGAUGAACGAUAAAUUGGGUCUGGUCUUGUGCAAUUAUACGAAUGUCAGUGUGGCCAACGUUUCCACCUCUCUGACGGACAAGGCGGACGAGGUGAUGCCAGCGGGCGUUUAUAUAGCGAGCAUACUGCCCGCAAGCAUCGCAGAUCGUUGCGGCGCCUUAUCAGUUGGGGAUCAAGUGCUCUCCAUCGAUGACACGAUGAUCGAGCACACGACCUACAGCCCGGACGAGGUAAUGACCAUAUUGGAUACGAGCACAGGACGGGGCUAUACACAGAUGCAGAUAAUGCCUGCACAUGCGCUUGCGCGACGUGGUCACACAGCGCUCGGUAGUCCCAAGUACAGCUUCAGCACACUAGAGUCCCGCAAGUCGUCCGGCCGACAACGUCAACGCUUUGUCCGCAAGAGUUCGCUGCCCCUGGAGACAAAUGGCGGAGGCAUGGCUGCCGGAGUGGUGACAGUAACCGCUAAUGGCAGUAGCAGCGGCAGCGGCAGUGGCAGUGUUAGCGGAAGCGCCAACGGAAGCAUGCAUCAUACAACCAGUCUGGGGCUGUGCCGGGCCGAGAGCUUUCCCGUGCUGCUAGAUUGCAGUCAGGGUGCUGGCAUAGUUCUGGGCACGGCCAGUAGCUGCGGCCGGGCCGUGACCAUUGCCCAGAUUCUGUCCGACUCGGUGGCCGACCGCAGUGGUUGCAUUCAGAAGGGGGAUCGCAUUGUGGCGAUCAACAAAAUGUACAGCUUGGACGUGCAUGCCAUGAGACAGUUGUUGGACGGAAGCACAAGCGGGGUUGGAGGGACAGGAAGUGGCACGGCACGGAACACGACCGCAGCUAAUUGGCUGGAGCUGGAGGUGGAGUUCGAUAUGCCGGAUGCGGUGGUGCCCUCCAGUGGCGUUUUCAAUGUCAAGCUAGUAAGGGCCGGCAAAUGUGGUCUGGGGUUGAGUGUAAGCGGCUCGAGUCAUGGAGGCUUGGUAAUCUCAGAUGUGAAAAUGGGCAGCCCGGCCCAUCGGAGUGGCUCAUUGCGAGCUGGCGAUAUUUUGCUGGCCGUGGACAACCAUCCCGUGCAGCAUUUCAAUGUGGAUGCACUGCUUAAGGAGACGACGGCCUCAACAGCUGUGGGGACGGCAACGACGACGUCGCCAAGUCAGACCACAGCGGCCGAUUACACAACGCUGACGAUAAAGCGGGUCAUGCUGCCGGACUUCCUGUUCGAUGCACAGCAGAAGCUACCGCCCAACCCCAUCUACAGCAAUUGUCCGGCUAGCCCCAGCGACCACGAGCUCUACAGCAGCGCCUACGUGGCGGCCAAGUACGCCGAGGUCAAGUACAAUGAUUGCAUUUCGCUCAAGUCAACCACGCCGCAGCCGGACUACUUUCGUGGUCCCAGUAUGGACGAGGGUGGUCUGCAGUCGGUGCAGUUGCGUCAUCAUGGCACCACCGGUGCGUGGGCAGCCACAGCAGCGGCUGCAGCCUCCGGUAGUGCAACCCUGGGCCGUUCCUUUGCAGUGCCCAAUACGCAGAGUCUAAAUACCGAGCUGCCCGAGGAGGAGGAGGAUGAGCAGCAACAGCAACAGCAACAGCAGCAGCAGCAGUCCCAUUGCGGCGGCUAUGGCGGCUAUGAGCUCAUCCGAUAUGCCAGCGUCGACUGCACAGCCCUGCCACCGCCCAUGGAGAACAAAGUCUAUGGGUCGGCGGCCAGUUCGAGCAGCAAGAGCAGCGGCAGCAGCCUGCAUCAGAUCAUAUUUACGGUGCGUCUGGAGCCCAAGGGGGGUUUGCUCGGCAUUACGCUAGCGGGCAGCGAAGACAUCACCAAGCCCAUUACCAUUAGCGGCCUCGUGGAGGGUGGUAUUGCGCACAAGAACGGCCAAAUCCAAGUUGGCGAUCAGCUGCUGGCGAUCGAUGAACACUCCGUGCAGGGAAUUCCGCUGUCGCAUGCGACCGGACUGUUACAGAAUUUGGGCGAUAUUGUGGAUCUGAAAAUACUGCGGACACACGAGCUCGUCAACGGAUAUGGGACCAGCGACAACAUGGUGGCCGGCAUGCCCCAGCCCCAGGCUAUCUACGCCAAGGUGCAGCGGCGACCGCGCAGUCCCUCCGCCAACACAGACGCCAGCGGUGGUGGCAAGGAGCAGCCUAAUGGUGGCGGCAAACAGCGAGAUUUUCGCGUCACGCUCUACAAGGAUAAAGUCUAUGAUGACUAUGGGUUCUCCGUCUCCGAUGGCCUCUAUGAGCGAGGCGUCUUUAUCAAUCGUAUACGCACAGGUGGCCCAGCGGAUAUGUGUGGAAUGCUAAAGCCCUUCGAUCGCAUCAUGCAGGUCAAUGAAAUGAAGACCCAGGACUUCGAUUGUUGCCUGACAGUGCCGCUGAUCGCAGCUGCCGGCGACAAGAUCGAGAUGAUCAUACAGCGCACGGAGUGAUGUUCCGCUUAUGAUCCGCUCAUCGCCAAGCUUUAUUGCAUCGUGUCUGCCAAAUCAAGGAUUCAAUCUCCCGAAAUAUUUUCACAUAUUUUUUUUUGCCAUUUUUAGAUUUAGGGUAUCUGUAAGCUAGCUAUAGGUGAAAUUUUUACCAUACUAAUGUCACAAGUGGCGGCAUAUCAUGAAUUUCUCAGAACUCCAUGUUCGUGAGCAUACGUAUUAAUUUCUUUUCUUAUUUCACGCGAAUGCCUUAAAUGUUCAACGACAAUAAAUAAUCACA
Messenger RNA from Scaptodrosophila lebanonensis, 3668 nucleotides. It is a transcript of the gene Grip, whose product is annotated as glutamate receptor-interacting protein 1. Gene Ontology annotation, biological process: neurotransmitter receptor transport, endosome to postsynaptic membrane. Lineage: Eukaryota; Metazoa; Arthropoda; Insecta; Diptera; Drosophilidae. Gene Ontology annotation, molecular function: protein binding. Bases 122 to 3391 code for a protein of 1089 amino acids. The transcript is spliced from 10 exons. The record is from RefSeq and is a predicted model, not a curated record.